AUCUAAUCCCUAUAUUUUUUAUUUUGUAUUUUAUUUAAAUUCCCAACUUCUCUCGCUCUCUCUCUCUCUCCCUCUCUCCGAGUCCUCACCAUUGAUUCCCCAGAGAAGCUUCUUUGCCGACUUCUUUCAUUUUCCACUAUGUCAUCUUUGUGAGAAGAUUCCGUCCCCCUCUAAACGCGGUAAUCCUAUCCUUUGUUCCUUCUGUCCAGUAAGGUGUCCAGUAAGGUAACAGCUGAUUGGUCUCCUCAAAAAUCCGAACCCACACGUUUCUUGGCAUAAAACCCACUUUCUCUGUUCAAGGGGCAGAAAUCCUCUGCAGAGUUGUAUAUUCUCUUGUGGAGUCUGUUGUUCUCAUUGUCUUUGGUGAAUCUGCCUCCAAACUGUUUGACGAUUUGGAAUUCCUGCUUCGCUGAUUUGGGGUUAAAACUUACCCUUGCCAUCGUUGAUCACAAGGUUUUGUGAAGUCAGUCUCUCGUUUGGCGUACCAAAACAAGUGGGGUUUUUCCAUUUCCUUUUUGGUGCUGCUUGUUUUAUUGGGUGGUGCUGGAUUUUGCGUAAUGGAGGAUGGGACUCCCGGAAGGUUUGUUCUUGGAAAGCAAUCAUCUCUUUCUCCGGAAUCUAAGAACAACGAAGUAUCAACAGAGGCUGAAAUGCCUGACGAGAUUGAUCCUCAAUUUAAGCUGAUGUAUUUGACAAGCGAGGGAAAUCUGGAGGGAAUUCGGGAGCUUCUUGAUGCUGGUGUAGAUGUGAACUAUAGAGACAUCGAUGAGAGAACGCCUCUUCAUGUUGCUGCAUGCCAAGGUAGAGUGGAUGUCGUGGAGUUGCUGCUUAAGCGAGGCGCCAAAGUUAAUCUCAAGGAUCGCUUUGGUAGCACGCCCAUUGCAGAUGCACUUUUUUACAAACACCAGGAUGUUUGCAAACUUAUGGAGCAGUAUGGUGCAAAACCUGUGAUGGCUCCCAUGCAUGUACAAAAUGUCCGCGAAGUUCCAGAGUAUGAAAUUGAUCCAAAAGAGAUAGACCUCACUAACAGUAUUCCACUCACAAAGGGAACCUUCAGUAUUGCAACGUGGAGAGGAACAAAAGUUGCUGUAAAGAAGCUUGAUGAAGAUUUUAUUAUGGAUGAGGAAAAAGUGAAGUCAUUCCGAGAUGAGCUGGCAUUGUUGCAGAAAUUACGGCAUCCAAAUAUUGUUCAGUUUUUAGGAGCUGUCACUCAAAGCAGCCCUAUGAUGAUUGUCACUGAAUAUCUGCCAAAGGGAGACCUUUGUGCCUACUUGAAGAAAAAAGGAGCAUUACGGCCAUUGGUGGCAAUAAAGUUUGCUCUGGAUAUUGCUAGGGGUUUGAAUUACUUGCAUGAGAAUAAGCCAGACCCCGUUAUUCAUCGUGAUCUUGAACCUUCAAAUAUUCUGCGGGAUGAUUCUGGACAUCUCAAAGUUGCCGACUUUGGAAUAAGCAAGAUGCUGAAAAUGAGAAAGACUGUCAAGGAAUACAGACCUCUAAUGUGCCAAGAUGACUCCUGUAGAUAUAUAGCUCCAGAGGUUUACCUAAAUGAAGAAUAUGACACGAAGGUGGAUGUUUUCUCUUUUGCCUUGAUUCUACAGGAGAUGGUCGAAGGAUGCCCACCAUUUUCCUUGAAAGGGGAUGAUGACGUUGCAAAAGCUUAUGCUCGGAAAGAAAGGCCUCCUUUCAAGCCUUCAUCAAAGCUUUAUCCUCCCGGUCUUAAAGAAUUAAUAGUGCGAUGCUGGGAUGAGAAGCCUUCCGAGAGGCCAACAUUUCGAGAAAUCAUAGCCUGCUUGGAUGACAUCCAGCAGCAAUUGCUCUCAAAGAAGAAAUGGCAGGAGUUUUAUCACAGCAAAUUCGCAAAGCCCCUGAAGUGCUUCCACAAUAUUGAAGCUAUUUGGACAUCUCGACACAAGAAAGAUCAAAUUGAACCCAGCAGUCGUUCCUCUUUCUUCGAUCGUUCGAGAACGUGAUUGAUGCAGCACGCAGCAAAUCGGCCGCUCCAAAACAUGACUGUUGCAGGUGUACUGCAAUUUUUAAGAUUGAAGUAAUUACUGGUGCUUGUCUCUUGCCUGAUCCAUGAGGAAGUUUUGCAUUUGGGAGUAGCAAAAUGAAAGGUGUGCGUGUCAUGUAGAUUUGGUGUUCUCAUUCAUUGCCCCACAUGCAGCAAAGAUAACUCGAUGGGUCACUUGUGUCUGAAUCUUCUUUGAAGAGCUUGCAGAUGUUUCUGUUUGAAAGCAACAAACUUACCAAUUGUAUUCGUUAGUGUUCCCAUUGAAUCAUGCAUUCUUGUUUUCCAAGAUAUAUAUAUAUAAGUAAAUUGUAUGUAUUA
This is a messenger RNA of Nymphaea colorata (pocket water lily), 2329 nucleotides long. RefSeq names its product integrin-linked protein kinase 1-like. The transcript has 13 exons. Gene Ontology annotation, molecular function: ATP binding; protein kinase activity; protein binding. NCBI's taxonomy places the organism in Eukaryota, Viridiplantae, Streptophyta, Magnoliopsida, Nymphaeales, Nymphaeaceae. Bases 558 to 1970 code for a protein of 470 amino acids. Gene Ontology annotation, biological process: protein phosphorylation. The record is from RefSeq and is a predicted model, not a curated record.